This is a messenger RNA of Balaenoptera acutorostrata (minke whale), 2304 nucleotides long. Its product is annotated as serine/threonine-protein kinase MRCK alpha-like. The transcript has 13 exons. Gene Ontology annotation, molecular function: protein serine/threonine kinase activity. NCBI's taxonomy places the organism in Eukaryota, Metazoa, Chordata, Mammalia, Artiodactyla, Balaenopteridae. The record is from RefSeq and is a predicted model, not a curated record. The coding region runs from base 101 to 1729 and encodes 542 amino acids. Gene Ontology annotation, biological process: peptidyl-threonine phosphorylation; actomyosin structure organization. Gene Ontology annotation, cellular component: cytoplasm; cytoskeleton; actomyosin.
CAGCAUCAAGGAUGAAAAGGAUGCCCAGGACUUGAUCUUAGAAAAAACCAAAGAAGUGGAGUCUUUACGAAAUUCCAGCUUGGUUAAAGGAGCAAGAAAAAUGCCAGGGGCAAUGGAGCGAUUUGAUAAACUGGAUAUGUCAGCUAUGCUUAAGUUGGAGCCGGCUUUCGACAGAGAGCGAAUUUCCAGAAAGAUCCUCCCAGAGGCUGCUCCAAGCACUCUAAACUGUAAAAUGAAAGCCAGAGAGAAGUACCAAUCUGACCUGUGGUUAGAAAUUGAACACCUGAAUAAGGGUUUAGUGCUACCAGACCCAAGUUCAUCUUCCUUGGCACGUUUUAAUACAACUACCUAUGCCGUGGCUCAGUGUGAAAUCACAGAUUCUGCUCACCUUCCAGUUCACACCCCAACGAUAAAGAGAAAGGAAUAUCAUAAUAGAAUCCUCUUUCCAACUCAGAUUCCAAAGAAAGCAGGGAUGAAAAAAGGAUGGCAGAGGGCAUUGGCUGUAGUGUGUGACUUCAAACUCUUCCUGUAUGAUAUGGAUGAAGAAGAAGACUCAACACCCAAUGUUGUAGUUAGUCAAGUGAUUGACAUGAGGGAUGGAGCGUUUUCUGUUAGUUCAGUCUGGCCCUCUGAUUUUAUUCCUGCAAGGAGAAAGGAAAUGCCUCGUAUGUUUAAGGUCACAGCUUCCCAGCUCUCAGCACCUAGUAAUAGAUAUUCAAUCCCAAUCUUAGCAGAUAGCGAGAAUGAGAAGAGUGAGUGGGUGAGCGUGCUGAGUGAAUUGCACAAAAUAUUGAGAAAAAGUCAUUCCGGAGACCGCUCAGUCUAUGUUCUGAAAGAGGCUUAUGACAACAAUCUACCCCUGAUCAAAACCACCCAGACAGCUGCAAUCAUAGAUCACAAAAGAAUCGCUCUGGGAAAUGAAGAAGGGUUAUUUGUUGUCCACGUUACCAUAGAUGAAAUUAUUCGCAUUGGCUACAUGAAGAAGAUUCACCAGAUUGAGCUUAUCCCCCAUGGCCAGAUGGUUGCAGUGAUCUCAGGACGAAGUCACCAUGUGCAGCUGUUUCCCAUGUCAGCUUUGGAUGGACGAAAGACUGAUAUUCACAAGCUGGCAGAAACCAAAGGGUGCCAGACCGUGACUUCUGGAACAGUGUGCCAAGGGGCCCAUACAUGCCUCUGUGUGGCUAGGAAAAGCCAAAUCUUCUGUUACAAGCUGUUUCAGAGCAAGAAAAUUUCUCACAGAAAAUUUAAAGAGCUCCAAAUCCCAACCAAUGUCCAGUGGAUGGGCAUCUUCAGCGAACAGCUCUGUGUAGGAUUCCAAUCAGGAUUCCUGAGAUACCCCUUGAGGAGAGAAAGAAUUCCAUACAGGAUGCUGCACUCCCAUGACCCUACACUGUCAUUUAUUGCACAUCAACCAGUGGAUGCUCUCUGUGCAAUUGAGAUCUCUAGUAUUGAGUAUCUGUUAUGUUUUAAGAGCAUUGGAAUUUACACUGACAGCAGGGGCCUCAGAUCUAGGCCAGCUGAACUGAUGUGGCCAGCAACUCCAAGUUAUUGCUAUUCGUUAAGUGAGAUGAGAGGAAGGCUCAUCUUUGGUCUAUCUUAUACUGAACCAAGGGCCAGCCAUGACCAAGCACCUCCACCUAAGGGAGCAGCACCAAUUUCGUCAGGACUUUCUGCCAGAUUCUUCUCAAAAUAUAUUGGCUACUUGAGAGAUGUCAUUACACUCCUGUGAUUUAUACAGAAGAACAAGCCAGACAUAACUCACUAUGGCAAAUUUGUACCUGGAAAUCAUGGAGAUGUGAUGGCAGACAAGCGCUGUGGUCUUGGAGGAGUCUCGCCAAACUGUGAAGUGAAACCUGCAGAAUUUCCUGUGACAGCACUGACUUCCCAAUGCCUAGCAGCACCAAAACCAACAACACCAGGAGGAAAACACUUUAAAUCAGGAGAUACUGAAAUGACUUUGUAUCUGCCAAAUUAGGAGAGAGAGAUUGCACGCUGCCAUGGGUGCUCUAAUUUCAUUUCAUUUUUUUUUUUUAAUAGAAAGCCUUCACCUCUCCUUUUUUGGUCACUUAAGCUUCUCUUGCUGGUGGUUUAAAAAUGUCUUUUAUUCCAUGACAUUAUAGGAAAGGCUCUUUUGGAGCCAUAGUUUAGUUAUAAAUGACUCUUGCACAACUGUUUUUUAUUUCCAUUUUGUUUCACUGACUGAGAAUGUAAAUUGAACUUUAGUGCUAUUGUGCUUUGUUCUGCCUCUCUUUGUGGAAAUGUGUUCUGAAUUAAAGCCCACGAAUAAACCAGAGCCGUCCCAAA